AUGUGUAACGGAGUCUGGAGUGGUCCUAAAGAUCAAAGACCCAUUUUAUGCGUACACGGAUGGCAAGACAAUGGAAAUUCAUUCAAAACAUUAAUACCACAUUUACCGGAAAAUUAUAGUUAUUUGGCAAUCGAUUUACCAGGACACGGUCUAUCCUCUCACAUAUACAAAGGACUUUUCUACAGGAUAAUGGAAUACAUAAGCGUUUUGAGAAGGAUACAACAUUUUUACAACUGGCCGAAAAUAUCACUCAUUGGUCAUUCAUACGGUUCCGCCAUGAGUUUUUUAUUUUCCUCUCUGUUUCCCAAAGACGUUGAUUUUUUCAUAGCCAUUGAUUUAUUAAAACCCACGUCUUGGAACAGUUCGAAAGAUUUUAAAAACGCAUCGAAAGACAUAGAAAAAAUGUUGAAAAACGACGUACUCUCAAACACAAAAUCUCCCGUUUACGACAGAACGGAAUUGAUCGAAAGAUACGUAAAAGGCUCUCAUAAAUCUCUGACGCGUAAAAGUGCAGAAAUAUUAUUGGAAAGAGGUUCGAGAGAAGUAGACGAGGGUUUAUACAGGUACACGAGAGAUGUCAAACUCAAAACAUUACUCAAACCUUAUUUCAGUCAAAACGAAUUGUUAAAUUUAUCGAAAAGAAUCGAAUGUAGCGUUUUAUUUAUAAAAGCCGAACAAUCGCCAUUUUUCGAAAGUAAAGAAAAUGUCGAGUCCGUAAUGGAAGUGCUACAAAAAAAUGCAAAAUUAUUCGAAUAUCACGUACUACCCGGUACUCAUCAUUUACACAUAAACACACCGGAAAUCGUUGCUCCCGUUAUUAAUUCAUUUUUAAUUAAAUCCGGUAUUAAUAUCGAGUCAUUUAAAUUGUUACAAAAUGACGUUGUUGAAAAUGAUUAA
Messenger RNA from Pediculus humanus corporis (human body louse), 897 nucleotides. RefSeq names its product valacyclovir hydrolase, putative. Lineage: Eukaryota; Metazoa; Arthropoda; Insecta; Psocodea; Pediculidae. The transcript has 2 exons. The record is from RefSeq and is a predicted model, not a curated record. Bases 1 to 897 code for a protein of 298 amino acids.